Molecule: messenger RNA, 324 nt
Organism: Aspergillus glaucus CBS 516.65
Lineage: Eukaryota; Fungi; Ascomycota; Eurotiomycetes; Eurotiales; Aspergillaceae
Exons: 1
Coding region: 49-228 (59 amino acids)
Source: RefSeq, a predicted model, not a curated record
AACGAUGUCGUUGUGUUCCUUUCGUCCUGUACUUUUGCAUCGGUCCAGAUGCUCUGCCCGCAGCUGCGGGCGUGGAUCACACCAUCUCUUUGUUCGGCCCGGUGGGAUGAGGCUCGCAGUCUGCUCAGUGUUCGGCUCGAGGUGCUACAUCUCAUGGAUGUUGAAUUAUACUUGUUGAUAUUGGCCCAUGUGUGCGGCUAUUUGUUUGUAAGGUCCAGAAGGAGCUAGAUAAUAUGCAACAGCGGGGUGCUCACCCCACGGUGUUCCCUCGCACUGGGGGUAACAGCAAGAGAAGACGGGGUAUGGCCUGAGAAAGGACAAACG